Messenger RNA from Haplochromis burtoni (Burton's mouthbrooder), 2670 nucleotides. RefSeq names its product serine and arginine rich splicing factor 10a (gene srsf10a). Gene Ontology annotation, molecular function: RNA binding. NCBI's taxonomy places the organism in Eukaryota, Metazoa, Chordata, Actinopteri, Cichliformes, Cichlidae. The transcript is spliced from 6 exons. Bases 140 to 892 code for a protein of 250 amino acids. The record is from RefSeq and is a predicted model, not a curated record.
ACCGUCGUGUUUUACUUCUAGGCAUGCGCAGUGCCGAGAGAGCGCUCUGACUGACCACGUAGCCUGUCUCAGCUGCGGUACAGAUAGCUGCAAUACACGAAUUCACGGCCUCUCUACAGUAGCAACGGGCCGCUGAAAAAUGGCGAGAUACCUGAGGCCUCCGAAUACAUCUCUUUUUGUCAGAAACAUCGCCGACGAGUCCAGGCCAGAGGAUUUACGGCGUGAGUUUGGUCGUUAUGGGCCUAUUGUAGAUGUCUACAUUCCACUUGACUUCUAUACACGACGACCAAGAGGAUUUGCUUACAUUCAGUUUGAAGAUGUCCGGGAUGCAGAAGAUGCUCUUCACAACCUGGAUCGUAAAUGGGUUUGCGGGCGCCAGAUUGAGAUCCAGUUUGCACAGGGAGACCGCAAGACCCCUAAUCAGAUGAAGGCCAAGGAGCGCCACUCCCCUCGCAGUUUCUCUCGCUAUGAGGAUGAUCGGGAUACCCGCAGAAGACGAUCACGGAGUCGCAGUUAUGAUCGCCGCAGGUCCCGGAGCCCUUCUUUUGACCGUCGCCCUCGGAGGUCUGAGAGCCCUAGAGACUCUCGAUCCUACAGCCGACACAGAAGAAGCAGAAGCCAUGAAAAUAACAAGCACAAAGCUCCUCCCAGUGACCACCACAGAACGCACCAUGAAACGGCCUCACACUCCACCUCCCGCUCCCCAUCAGCGUCCAGGUCAAGACCAAAAGGUAAAAAGAGCCAGUCCAGGUCUCACAGCCCUGCCGAAGACUUCCACCCAUCCCAGAAACAGUCUGUCAGGAGAUCCCCAUCACGCUCCUACUCUAGAUCCAUGUCCCGGUCACGCUCUCGCUCCAGGUCCUGGGCUGGACGCAAGUCUGGAGGCCACUGACAGACUGUUCUCCAAAGCCCUGUUUAAUGUUCACCUCUAGCCAUUUUGGACAUGCAUUACUUCACAUUGUUGGCUUCAUUAAUCUGGUUAAUGAUUAAUUAACUGGUUAAUAAUGUUCUGUUACGUUCCUCCCAGGGUUUUUUUUUUUGUUUGUUUGUUUUUCCCCCCAGACGUACAAGCAGCAGUGACAGGAGAACCACAGUAUGUGUGCACAAGAUUUUUGCUUUUGUAGCUACAAGCAUUAUCAGUAUUGACUCUAGCGUGUAUAACAUUUGGUUCCCUGCUCUUGCUGCUGAGAACUGCACCAAUUCCCUACCACACAGAGAGAAGGCUACCUUCUGGAUUGGGAAAGUUCGUAACAGAAGAAUACCUUAUAUUGUAAAUUUAAAAAAAAAAAUUAUUGGAUAUAAGCUACUACUGUAGUGAGCUAUGGAACUCAUGCAGAGCAAUGAUUUUGUGCGUCACUAUCUAUCAAUGUAACUGCAUGCACUCAAAGUUGAAUGCUUCAAGGUCCAACUGUGUUAAGAACUGCUGUUGUGACCUUUAUGAAGAGACCAGGGUGCAAGUAGACAUGUUAAAAGGUUGUAUUUAUAGAAAGGUGUGCAUGUGUGAAAGGAGUCUUGUGCUUCCUGCUUUCAUUUCUUAUUUGAAUACGGAGGAAUCUCUUGCCAAAGGUAAAUAAACAAUUUUGUUAUGUUUGUAAGAAAAGCACAUUUGGCUCCUGCUUUUUUUUUUUUUUUUUUGUACAUGUGUUAAAUUAAACUGAAGGCCUGCUUUGCCAGUAUUCACAACAUGCCCUGGUCUGGUUUAAUUUCAGCAGGCCAACUUGUAUACUAUAGUUAUUGUAAUUGCUGUGACAAUGAAAGAUAUGCUGAUACAGCUGGUACCCAAUAAUAGUCAUUUUGUUAUGUAAUAAUAUACUAAAGAUAAGAAUCAAUUGUUUUUCGUGUCCCUAAGUAACUCCCUUGUUUAAACUGUUAUACCUGAUAUCUUUUGACAAUAAAUACAUUCUUACACUCCUCUAGUUGAACAAGCUGUGUUGUAAAGGUAGUGUCAAACAAGUGUUACUAUAUCAAGUCAAAAAUACUCAAACACAAAGUAGGGGGGUAGGGGAGGGGAUUUAAUUUUUUGUUUGAGGUUGUUUUUUUUUUUCGUUCAAGUUUUUCAUCAAUUCAAAGAGUGCUUUCUUGUUUUACAUUUUGUAACAAAUUAACACCAAUUGUAAACAGGGCACAUUUCAUUGUUCUUGGUGACAUUUCAUCCGAGGGACAAAUUAAAAAGCCAAUUCACUGAUUUAAAUUUUGAAUAUGGAGACUGCCAUGCAUGAUUUAGUCUGGGCAAGAAAAAAAAGUUUACAUGAACCAAGAAAAGGCAGUAAUUAAAAUAAUAGACAUUUUCAAUUGUCAGCAGGCGGAAGAACAGCCAAGAACCGAAAAUGUCUGGAAAAUAUUUGGUCAACUUGGGAAUUUCCACCAAUGAUUAUGGUCAGUUUCAGUAUGAGUUUUAACUUAGGCACAGUUUUUCUUUUUUGUAAAAAAAUAAAACAAAAUAAAAAAGUGCUAUGCUUACACACCAUUGUAAGCACAUUCACAACUCAAAUCUAUACAUAUGCAAGUCUCCUAGAGUCCAAUUGGGAGGUUUUUUUUCUAUUUUACUUGUUUUUCCCAUUUAGCAUCUUUCAACCUACACUGCACAAUACACAAUAAAAAAUGUGCAAUAACUCUGGAAAGAUCAGAGUAUAGGGGUACUGAUAGAUGCUAUAGGCAGCUUUUUUUUUU